CCUGUGUCUCACAUCCGGGUUCUGUUAGAGGCCAAGGUCUGACAGCUUCACCUGUUUGCUGCAGAGGAACAGCUGUAACCACGCUCUUAAUCCUGCAUAACUUGAAGCCUUAAUAUAAUGUGAACAGAGGGGCAGAUAACAGUGAGGAGAAAUAAAGAGAGAAGCACAAAUCAGGCCUGGCAGCUCCCAACCUGUGAUCAGACCAGGAUCAGACACAAGGAGCCAGUCCAGCACCACCAGGUCAGAGCAUGCACAGGCAGUGAACUGCACGCCCAGCUGCCGGCUGACGUGACGGCUCUGAGGCUGAACUGAGACACUUUGCGGCGAUUAUUUCUGCUGAACAAAACCUCAUGCUAUUGUCAGAUUGAGGAAGAUGGACCAUUAUAACCUUUAAACACAUACAUUUUUUUGGUGGAUGAAGACUCGUCAGUCUCCUCGGCCUCUGACAGGUUUCCUCGCUGCCUCAGGUUUAGGACUUUGUAAAAUGAUGGGAAGCUGUGGGGGCGUGUCCUCGUCUCUGCAGAGAUCCAGAUAUAUCAGCUGGUGUGAGGACCCUGCAGAGUCACUGACACCUGUAACUACAGCUCUGACAGCAACAGCAUUAAAUAUGUUUCUCCAUGCAGAGGAAUUCUCCCACCAAGACAAUCAGUCGGCUGGUUUCGGAUCAGUCCCCCAUCUCCUUCUGUCACCAGCAGAAACUGCUGGAGGAGAAACAAAUGCAACAUUUUCCCAUCAACGCACAAAGCCAACUUUAACAAGGAGGACAGCUAUCACACAGUCCCAUCACUUCCAGCUGAAGUCACAGUCCAGCUCGGCUUUGCACAACGCUGACAGAACCCCUGACGGUCAUGCUGAUGAGGGGGGAGGUGGAACAAAGGGGAUCUUAAGUGGUCCAGAAGCUGACAACUGGAACACGAAGGACUCGUCUCUUCUGCAUCCAGAGGGUGAAAGCUUCCUUCUUCCCAGGAGCAGUCCAGUCAUCUCCAGACGUCACCGGCCUGUCUCCUGGCACGGAGAUGGCACGGACACAUCUGCUCCAUCAAGCUUGGACUCCUCUGGAUCUCCGCUGGAUCAAUGUUGGCACCCAUCAGUCACCAGUGUGGAGGAUCUGGGAUCCGAACCGAGCUCCUGUCACCACUCGUCCCAGCUCCAGGAAGACAAGAAGCCUCGCUCCAUCUCUGUCUUAUCAAAUCUGUUCUCCCUCCUGAGUGCUGGGCUCCACCACCCCAUCGGUGGAUCAGCUGAGGAGCACAGAGGGAAGGGCCUAACUAGCUGUAAUGCUCCUUACACAUCAGAGAGGACGUCCAGUGGUAUCCCAGAAUUCACAGCAGACACCUUCAAGACCAGUUGUGAGCUGGAAAAGGAAAAUGCUCAUUUCAUCGUGGUGGACAUGGUGCUGGAGGUGCUGGAAGGUGUGAAGUGGACUCUGAGCUUUACACACCAACACACACACUGCGAGAUGUGUGUAAAGACACAUGAAAGCUGCCACGGUGUCGGUGAGCCAAGACACGAGAAAAACACGACCGGACGUUCAGAUGAAAACACACACUCCUCUUACGUACACACACACCAACACACACAGGAUGAGGAAGAGGAGGAAGCAGGACACGAUGAAGCUGAACAACAACCAAAGACUUUCUCCGUCCUCUCCACUGACAGUGGAUUUGAAGACUGUGGGCUUGAUCCUGCACUGACGCAGAGAGACACUCUCAAAACUGCAGAGUGGCUGGCAAAGCAGCUGGUGCUGGAGUUCAGGACGAGCUGGCUUCCUUCCCGCGAGCCUCGACGUGGACGGCUGAGCCUCCGGAGCUCACUACAGGAACUGCCAGGUACCGGACACGUGACGGCGAGCGGCGGCAGCCUGACGGAGGAGAUCAGACUGAGAACCAAUAUGAGAGGAUCCCUGAACUGGGCACCACCACGCUUCCAGAUCAUCUUCACCGUUCAGCCAACCCACAGACGCAGUGACGUCGUGUCUUUGCAACACUUCCUCUGUGCAGGCUGUGGGACAGAGGUGGAGCCCAAGUACAUCAAGAAACUGCGAUAUUGUGAAUACCUCGGCAGGUAUUUCUGCGACUGCUGCCACAGUGGCUCUGAGGCUGUGAUCCCCGGCCGGGUUCUGUCCUGCUGGGACUUUGGCAGGUAUCCGGUGAGCGACUUUUCCAAACAGCUGCUGGAUUCAGUUUGGCAUCAGCCGCUGUUCGACCUGACCUGUGUCGGCAAGACACUCUACAGCAGAGUGAAAGAGCUGGACAAGUUCAGGUCCAGAUAUAUCCACAGAGGUGACAGAGCGUUUGUGGUUAGAGCUCCUAAACUGCUGCCUGAGGAGAUCAGGGCUGCAGACUCUGUGUCAACUUUUAAAGAAAAGCUUCAGGAUCAGCUGCUGUACAUCAAGAAGCUGCUGAAGGCCUGCAGAUUAUCAGGAAGCGUGAUGGCUGAGUUUGAUCAGCUUCCCGCUCACCUGACGGAGCAGCUUCACCUCUUCUCCAUGGAUGACCUCUCGAGGGUAAAGAAGGGUCAGCUCACGGUGCAGGUCAAAGCAGUGCUGAACUCUGCCAUCCAUCACGUUGAAAACUGUGAGUUGUGUCUGGCCAGAGGUUUCAUCUGUGAAUUCUGCAGGAAGAGAGACGUCAUCUUUCCUUUUCAGAGUGGCAUCUGUAAGCGCUGUCCAGUGUGCAAGGCCUGCUUCCACAAACACUGCUUUGUGGAAAAGAAGUGUCCGAAAUGUGCACGGAUCCAGUCCCGGAAAAAACGUCCAGAUGAACCUUCGAAGAGUGACUAAAUGUGAACAGCAGCUCACCCUUUAUGAUUCAGCUUUACCACAGUUUCACAUAAAACAGUGUUGUAUAUGGAAAUACAAUUAAUUUCUAUAUUAAUCUACAAAUAAUCCUCUUACAAACACACUGUGAAACAUUCGAAUCCCUCUCAAAUGUUUCCUGUGGAACAUUUCUGUGAGUGUGAUUCUUUACCUCGUUACCACAAGCUACAAGCUACAAGCUAUAGAAAUGAAACCACUGAGUGAGCUUUGUCAGAAGUGACUGAUGUCUCAGCUUUUAGCUCUCCUCCUCAGUGUGUAGUCCUGGUCCACCUUUCUUGGUGUGUCCAAGUGUUGAGCAUCUUUGGUCCUGGUGUUUGUUUCUGGCCUUUCUUUGUUGUUGCUGUCUCUCUGUCCACAUCACAGUUAUGGUCCAGUGUAGCUCUACCUCGGGAGCGUCUUCCUUUUUGUAGCAUAUUGUCUUGUCUAGUUUUUCUAGGAGCACCUUGUCAAGGUCUUUUGCAGGUGUUUGGCUGUAUGCAGGGUCGCGUGCUGUUUUCUUUCAGGGCUGUCAUUGUCUCACCACAUGUCACAGUGGUGCACAUUGGUGAUGUGGUGAAGGAUUGGAGUCUGGGCGGUGCUUCCUUCACAUGUGCUAGAGGUACUGUACCAGAGAUGGUUUGUUAUCAUCUUCAUGGCUCUUCAGUCACCUAACAAUGCCACAGGUCAUAUUCCUGCUGUAUGUAUCUGCAGGAUCUUUUGCACAGGCACAGGGGGAGGUGGAGCUUCAACCUCCAGCUUCCACAAACCCUGAUUUGGUGGAAGCAGCCAGCACUGCUUCAUUGUGUGUUAUCCGAAACUUGUUUACCUCAGGGAUGAUGUAAGCCUUCUGAAUGUUAAAGCAUUUUCUGUUCGACAGAGUUUUCACACUAAUGGUGUCACAGAUCUCCAGCACUGGACAGAACUCAGCUGCAGAGAUUGGAACAUCGCACUUCAUCAUUCCUCUGACUAAAGGCUGUGAGAUUUAGGUGUAAUCAAGGCCAUUAAUGCGUCUGUAUCAGUAGUCCAAAUCCACUUUUCCCUAUGGUUGGUGGCUGGACUAAACCCUCCCAGUGGCGCACAUCGAAGAGCUUUAACAGUUCUUUGAUGGCAUGAUUCUCUAAAUUUGGUCUGACCUGAAAGCUGAGAUCCUUUUGGAUUAUUGAGCACAGUUGUAUUCAUGUGUGAUGUUUGUAGCCAUUGUAGCCAUUUCAUUGUAGUAAAAUCAUUUUAUUAAAACUGAACACGCACAAAGAGACAUCAGGCAUUCAGAGGAUUUAUGAUUUAUGGCUUUUUUCGGUACAUGAACCAUUUUUCCUGCUUCUGGUAUCAACUUUGAGGACUGAAUGUUCACUCACUGCCUAUAUUUUUUCACUUUGUUUUGUUUUUUUGUAUUUUAUAUAUAUUAUUUUAUAGUUUUGAUGUCUUCAGUGUAAUCUACAGUGUAAAUAAUAAAAGAAUUGUGCACUUUUUAAUCCUGCAGAGCAUGCAGCCUGUGUUUUUGGUAUAUUUUAAUAUUUUGGAUUUUUGCAUUCUUUGUGAUCAUUUGAUCUUUUAUUUAUUUUAUUAUUGUCUAGCUGACUGUCUUCAUAGUUCUCUGACUCAACAUUUAAGUUUUCAGUUCUGUCGGACAUGCGUCUCACAGCUGUGUGUUGCAACAGUUUAAAUGUUUUCUAAUUUCCUUGCAGAUAACAUUGUGUUUACUGAUGCACUGCAGUUGAUUUUUGGCACCUGUCACCACAAAACAGUCUGUAUGCUGCAUCAUAAAUAAAAAACAAAACAACACUGGG
Messenger RNA from Larimichthys crocea (large yellow croaker), 4584 nucleotides. RefSeq names its product rubicon like autophagy enhancer (gene rubcnl). The transcript has 21 exons. The coding region runs from base 416 to 2782 and encodes 788 amino acids. The record is from RefSeq and is a predicted model, not a curated record. Gene Ontology annotation, molecular function: phosphatidylinositol phosphate binding. NCBI's taxonomy places the organism in Eukaryota, Metazoa, Chordata, Actinopteri, Sciaenidae. Gene Ontology annotation, biological process: autophagosome-lysosome fusion; autophagosome-endosome fusion; autophagosome maturation. Gene Ontology annotation, cellular component: autophagosome membrane; intracellular membrane-bounded organelle.